CCAAUCAGACGCGCCGACGUGCUGAAGCGGUGAAUGUGCCCCGCUAACCGCGAGGCUCAACACGAGGCCGCGCCCCUCAUUCCUACAAUUGACCCUUUGACUUCUCCACAACAUUUCUUUUGUUGCCUUGCCCCAAUCACUCACCCUCACCUCCACAGUACGCACCGAUACCAACCAUGGCCGACCACGCAGACGACCUCCACGCCGAGCAGACCGAGGGCUUCAAGGUUGGCGAGAAGAAGACCAUUGACGAGUACCAGCAGUUGGACCAGAACGACGAGUCCCUCCAGAAGUGGAAAGCGUCCCUUGGUCUUGGACAAGGCAAGGACAUCUCCGACCCCAACGACCCUCGCCGUUGCAUCAUCCUCUCUCUCGCUCUCGAAGUCGAAGGCCGCGAUGAUAUCGUUAUCGACCUGCGUGCACCUGGUGCCGUCGAGGCUCUUGAGAAAAAGCCCUUCUCUAUCAAGGAAGGUGCUCGGUUCCGCAUGAAGGCACAGUUCAAGGUGCAACACGAUAUCCUGUCUGGUCUGAAGUACCUCCAGAAGGUCUCGCGCAUGGGUGUCAGCGAGAAGCUUCAGGAGAUGAUGGGCUCAUAUGGUCCCAGCACCGAGGAGAAGCCAUACUACGAGAAGAAGUUCGAACCUGAAACUGCCCCCUCCGGUAUGCUCGGCCGUGGCCACUACACUGCCGUCUCCAAAUUCGUCGACGAUGACAACAACACCCAUCUCCAGUUCAAGUGGUCAUUCGACAUCAAGAAGGACUGGUAGUUUGCGGUCGCAUGUGUUUGGCUGACGGGGACAUUCAUGUAGCGAUAUAGCGGAAGGUGUCAUUUUCUUUCGAUUGGAAGCGAUGGAUAUCCAGGGUAGCUUGAGCUCCCACGAA
Molecule: messenger RNA, 882 nt
Organism: Alternaria rosae
Lineage: Eukaryota; Fungi; Ascomycota; Dothideomycetes; Pleosporales; Pleosporaceae
Product: immunoglobulin E-set
Exons: 4
Coding region: 177-767 (196 amino acids)
Biological process (GO): Rho protein signal transduction
Cellular component (GO): cytosol; membrane; cytoplasm
Molecular function (GO): Rho GDP-dissociation inhibitor activity; protein binding
Source: RefSeq, a predicted model, not a curated record